AUGACUCCGAAGAGCAAACGAGGCUCGAAGAGAGCGUCGAAGAAUGGCGAUGAGACUGAGCCGAUCGACGACCUUCCCACUGAAGGCGAUCAGUCAGCGAUAGCUGGAAGGGUCGAGGACUCGACGGCGGCACCGGACGAGUGUGCCCCGGUUUCGCCCGACGUAGCUACCCAAGCGGACUUGGGAAGCCCUCCGGCGAAGAAGACGCGGUUCGGAGUCGAUCGGGGGCUCACGCGAGAGGAGCUCGAGCACAUGAUCGCGGAGAUCGAGAGUAGAUCGGACAAGAAGUGGCACCAGAGGACGAUGAGAGCCCUUGAAGCGACGGUUCAAGGCGAGUCGGCCAUGCAGGCCACGAUCGCGUCGUGGAGCAAGACGCUCCAGAACGACGUCGGACGGGUGGCGACGGACACCAGCCACAUUCGGACCAAGACGGUGGAGCUGGCAAUGGAGGUGGCGGAGAUGCGGCGCGCCUUGGGAAGGGAGAAGCAGGCUCAUCAGGACGUGCUGUUGAUGCUUCAACAGCUACGCGAGGAGCAUGUUACUCUUAACAAGCAACUGGCGGCAGUACUCGCGAGCGCGACUUCGGAACCGAAGGUGACGAUCGGCGGCGCCGGAAAGCCGGAGAAGGUUAUCACCUGCACGCUGUGCGCCGAGGACCACAAGGAGGAGCUUUGCCAGAAAUUCCCGACGGCGACGGACCGGCUGCUCAAGGCCAUCGAGGCGGAGCUGUGUCUGAAGUGUGCCAGGCACUCAGCUCGAGUUAAGUGCCGCCACCAGCGGUUGAAGUGCCCGAGGUGUGGCUCGGAAGCCCACUUGCAGUAUCAAACAGUGAAUACGACGAUGACAACUCAAGUCAAACCCUUAAUCCAAAAACUGAAAACCCAGGUGACUAGACGAGUCUCGGCGGCGGUAAAAGCGGCUGGGACGGCGGCUGCUCACCUGGACAACCUCGAAGGAAACGUUCCCUCGUUGGAAGAACUCCGAACGGCUAGGCCGAUUUGGACGACACUCAAGAAGGCCUUGGAGGACUUGGUCCGACUGGCCGAGCUGGAAACGGCGGCCAUCGGCGAGUUAACCGAGGCGAGAGUGCCGGAGACGGCUCUUCUUGAUGGGCUCCGGGCGGUGGAGGAGCAUAAACGACACCGCGAGGUACGGCGAGUCUGGUUGGAGACUGUCAGGUGCUCGAAGAGGUUCGAGGCGUAUAUGGAGACGCUAUGGGAACGGUUCCCCGAGGAGCCGCGCGAGGAGGCGGCCGAACCCAAAAUGGAGGAGGAGUCCUCAGACCUUAGCGAGGAUGAAAUGAGAGAGGAACCGUUAAUGAGCGAGAGCUCCAGAAUGGCGCGCUUCGAGGAACCGGCGGGACAGGUGGCGACUUGCAGUCUCCACACGGCCCUGGAAGAUGACCAAGGGAACCGGCGGUACAUGCCGGAAGGCUUAGCAACGUACAAAUUACCUUCGGUGGAGAUUCCGAUGUUCGACGGCAAUGUGGAAAGCUAUGCGAAGUUCCGCAAUAUCUUUUUGCACGCUGUCAGUCGGAAUACACAGAUGGAUCCGACGUCCAAGUUUGUGAUGCUACAGAGCAAAGUAACUGGGCGGGCGGAGGUACUGUUGGAAGCGAUUGAGCCGUCGGAUGAAGCUUACGCGGAAGCGUGGCGAAUCCUCGAGCGCAGAUUCAACACCGGACAGACCGGGGCAUUGCCGCAAGACAUGCUUGAUCUGUUAGAUCGGUGCGAGAGCAUUCUGAGGCGACUCAACCGAUUCAAUCUGGGUCGCGCGCCCAUGAUGGCGCGGAAUCUUUUGGCUAAGUUCCCAGCGUCGAUACAGGCCAGGAUUGACCGCCGUCAGACAAAGGCUAAGUACUCGUUCGAUGUAACGACCAUGUUGGAACAACUGCAGGAAGUUGUGGAAGAGGAGGAUGCACUCCACCAACGAAUGGCGGCCAGGCGGCCGGGAGCAGAAAGUUCGGAAUAUUCCUGGGACGCGGACGCAGUGCAGGUCGCGGUGACUCUAGGUCAUGAGGAGAAUCAACGCGGAUCCUAUGGAAGGGCGGAGCCAUACCGGAACGACGACCACCGCGGCGGAAGGCCGGGAGGUGUCAGGAGCCCGAACGGUCGAGGUAGCUGGAGCGGUCAGCAAGGGAAGGGUUACAUGCCCUUGCCGCAUGAAGGACGAGGCACGUACGGUAGACCCCAAGCGUCAAAGGCGGAGGAGAGAAGAAAGGCGCCGCAAAUACGCCGGCCGCAACAGACGAGUUGUCCGUUUGAUGAUGGAGGUCAUUGGCCAGAGAACUGUCCGUUGACCGCGGAAGCUCGGAAGGCGGCAGCGGUGAGUAGACGGGGGCAUAUUGUCGGAACUGUGGCGGCAACCACCAUCAUGCCAUCUGCCAGCAACCCGAUAUGUUUUUUCGUUCCCCAGCGAGUAACCAGCAAUGAAGCCUCGUUCCCGGUAGGGCCCUCUGCAACGGCGGCGGAGAAGCCCUCUUCAGAGAUCAACCGUCAGCGUAGAUCUUUACCGCCGUGCCCACUGGAAGUGGGCUAUCAGGUAGCUGCAGCUCGGCCGUGUCCGGAGGAGACAGUGGUGGCGGCCGUAAGCCAGGUCAAAGGAGCUGCUGUACCAGUGAUAAAAUGCAGUGGGGCGGACCAGACAUUAGUGACACAGAAACUAGCGGACGAGCUAGGCCUUGAAGAAAUCAGACGUCGGAUAGUGAUAGUCUACGGAGUCGGAGAUAGCGCCACCCGACUAGAAACGGCCGUUUAUAACAUCCCAUGGAAGCAAGGGGCUGCAUCGCUACAGAUAAUGGCGACGGCGAUUCCGCGGAUUUGCCAUGAGAUGCGGCGGCUAUACCUACCGGACGGGGAAUCGGAGGUAGCAAUGGAGACCGUGACCAUUGAUUUACUGUUAGGAAUGGAUCACAUCGCUGACUUCCUGAGAAGUGCGAGGAUCAGUAGAAUGGCCAACGGACAGAUUCUACUGCACACGCCGUACGGCGACGGCGUAUGCGGUAGGGCAUCUGAUGAGAGCCUAGGAAGCACUUUGUGUCUAACCCACACCGCCGAGGAUUUCGACAUAGCUCAGAUGUGGAGCCUCGAUUUCCUGGGCAUACAGACUCCCGGGGGAGCAAAGCAGGAGGUGGCGGAAAACGAGCAAGUAGUAAAGGAAUACUUGGAGAAGGUAGUAGUCCGCGACGGCGAGAUACAUGUGGCACUUCCCUUUAACGGGAAGGAGGCCAGACUGCACUCCAACUAUGCCAUGGCUCAUAAGCGGCUGGUAGCGCAAUUCCACGCAUUACGGAAAGAGCCUGAUGCUCUGGAACAGUACGACCAGACGAUCGCGUCACAGCUGGCUAGCGGAAUCAUUGAAGGAAUAUCCGGACCUUCCGGUUUACGCGUUUGCCGUUUGGAUUGGGGCCUUCUCCCUUCCUUGGAUUGGGGCCUUCUCCCUUCCGAGGUUCUGCGAGAGUGCUUGCCUGGCUCAUCCAAGACGAGAACAGAUGAUCUGAAGGGGGACACCCUCACGGUAACGACCACGGCUCUCAUACCGGUAAACGGCGAAACGAUGGACAACGAGGUCGUCCCGUACCAGAAUGUUCGAACGUUGACCAGACUCGCUGCGAUCAUGCGACGGGUCGCAGAAUUCGCUAGGCAAACCGGUCGGAGAAGAAUCGCCUGGACAGGUCCUCUCAUGAGAGAGAUUGAGAGACAAGGUAGCAACACCACAGCACAGAUCCGGGCUGCGGAACUCUGGCUAAUCGUGCGACACUAUCAGGAUAUGGCGUCAAUCGAUGAGUUCCGCAUUGAUCAGAAUUUGAACCCGAGGGUUGACCCCGACGGGAUAAUUCGUUGCGUGGGCCGGUUAAAAAAUGCAUACCUUCACCUGGCCGCACGAGAGCCAAUUUUGAUUUUGUCGGGUCACCCGUUGGCGCGGCUCGUAAUCAAUGAGGCCCACGAAAAGAGCAUGCACCACGGACGAGAGCACACUAUGGCAGCGGUUCGAGAGCGAUUCUGGAUCACGGCUCAAAGCUCGUGCUCGCGCGUCGAGACGUUCCUCGAAUCGUGGCAAUUCAUCGCCACCGCUACCCACUUGUUUGCCACGUUCAGCCUACCAUUGGAAAUGUACGCCAUCUAUCUAAUAGUCACCAAGACGCCGUCGCAUAUGGGCAAUCUUAAAGGCGCAUUACUUCAAAUUCAAUUCUGGCUGUUCGCUAUGGAUUUCGUGUUCGGCCUCCUCAUCAUCCCCUAUAUAAUGCUGCCGUGCCCGUGUGGAACCUCGUUGGGAAUUUUGAGGGCGUUUGGGGUGCCAAUGAUCUACCACGUGAUUCUCGGCUAA
This is a messenger RNA of Caenorhabditis bovis, 4326 nucleotides long. Lineage: Eukaryota; Metazoa; Nematoda; Chromadorea; Rhabditida; Rhabditidae. The record is from the annotation of a GenBank genome assembly.